Molecule: messenger RNA, 1092 nt
Organism: Lathyrus oleraceus (garden pea)
Lineage: Eukaryota; Viridiplantae; Streptophyta; Magnoliopsida; Fabales; Fabaceae
Exons: 3
Coding region: 105-785 (226 amino acids)
Biological process (GO): transcription by RNA polymerase II
Cellular component (GO): nucleus
Molecular function (GO): transcription coactivator activity
Source: RefSeq, a predicted model, not a curated record
UCUUUCUUCCAUUUCACUGCUUGUAAUCGUAAUUGUAAGUGCAGUUGCAGAAGCAGAAGAAAAUACCAAUUCACCACCCAAACCCUACUACACUAGGCGUUAAGAUGCCGAAAAAGAUGGGUGUCAAUUCUAAGGCCGAGGUGGCAAGGGCUCGCAAAAGCGCCGCUGAAACGGAGAAAAAGGACCGGGAGACUCGAGAGAAGGAGGAGCAAUACUGGCGAGAGGCUGAGAGUUCAAAGCCACGCGCCGCCAAGAAGAGGGAGGAAGAGGCGGAUAAGAAGGCCGAGGCGGCGGCCAAGCGAGCGGAGGUACGUCGAUUGGCGGAGCUGGAGGAGAAAGAACUCGAGAAAAUGAUUAAAAAGCCCGACAAGAAGGCGAACAGGGUGUCGAUCCCUGUACCGAAGGUGACGGAGGUGGAGCUAAGGAAGCGGCGCGAGGAGGAGCAUGCUCUGGCUCAGAAGAAGGCCGCGGAAGCGAAUAAUCGCUCGGCCGCGGAGGAGGAGUACGAGAGAGUGGUGCUUGUAUCAAACACGAAUCGCGAUGAUUCGAUAAUUGAAGCUAGUACUCUUGACGAAGCCAUCGCUAAGAUGAGCAUCGAUAACAACUUACCCCUUGACAGGCAUCCCGAGAAACGCCUCAAGGCUUCCUUCAAGGCGUUUGAAGAAACAGAACUUCCGAUAUUGAAGCAAGAGAAACCGGGACUCACUUACACACAAUACAAGGAUAUGAUUUGGAAGCUUUGGAAGAAAUCUCCUGAUAAUCCUCUUAAUCAAAAUGCUGAUUGAAUGAAUGAAUGAAUGAAAUGAUCUUCCGUGGCAGGCCUGUAACUGACAGCUUUCAUUGGCCAUUUGCAUAGCAUUUCCAUCUCAAAUCCAUGAUAAAGUUGUCGUUCCUCAUUAUAGGCUUCUCUGUUACCUUUCUUAUUGGUAUCCAUAUGUAAGCAGUUUAUGAGUUUCAGUUUCUGUAUAUUUAUUACAUAUGGGAUUUCAUUUUCAUGCUGCUCAUGCUACACCAAAUAAGCUUUUGAGGUUGUAUGUACUCUCUCUUUUAUCAACUGCUCCUAAAUCUUAAAUACAUUCAAUAUUCUUUUGA